Molecule: messenger RNA, 383 nt
Organism: Funneliformis caledonium
Lineage: Eukaryota; Fungi; Glomeromycota; Glomeromycetes; Glomerales; Glomeraceae
Source: the annotation of a GenBank genome assembly
AUUAUUCUCCACCAGAUUUUGAUUUUCCUGACAGUUUUGAUGAUCUACAAAAUAUUGACAAAGAAUGGAUCAUUAUAUUCAUUUUAAGAUUCCAAACCAGAUUUCGCUUAUCAGAUACAGCAACUGACACAUUAAUCAAAUUUGUUAAACAUGUUUUAACGGAACUGGAUCAUAAUGAUCAGUUUAAAGACUUUCUAACUUCUUUAUAUACUACAAGAAAGAAAUUGGGAUUGAAAUAUCAAUUCAUCACGUUUUCAGUGUGUCCUUCGUAUCAUAAGUUGUAUAAUAUAAAUGAUGUUGAACAACACACAAUUCAAGAGCAGAAAGCGAUAAAAAGAUGUAAUCAUAUACAAUUUCCAAAUCAUCACCAUCACUUUCUUUGA